Pseudomassariella vexata is the source of this 3315-nucleotide messenger RNA. RefSeq lists its product as uncharacterized. The record is from RefSeq and is a predicted model, not a curated record. NCBI's taxonomy places the organism in Eukaryota, Fungi, Ascomycota, Sordariomycetes, Amphisphaeriales, Pseudomassariaceae. Bases 1 to 3315 code for a protein of 1104 amino acids. Gene Ontology annotation, molecular function: protein kinase activity; ATP binding. The transcript has 3 exons. Gene Ontology annotation, biological process: protein phosphorylation.
AUGUCAUUCGGCAAUAGUGGAGGCGGCACUUUAACGCUACCGAGCCCAACCCACCCUUCUCAUAUCGAUGUACAGGCCACAGUGCGAUCACUGAGGCGCUCGAUAUCGCGCUCCCCUUCCAAGUUCAAUCUGUCGCGCACUGCUUCGCAAAGCUCGGAUGCAUCUGCCAGCUCGACCAAUACGCCAAAUUCACCAUCGCCCGCAUCACCUUCCUUGCGCCGAAUGGCCUCGCAGCAAUUUGGCAACACUUCACCGCGUAACAUCCACGCGCCUACAUCAAGUUCACUUCUUGCGCAAGCACCACUCGCGACACCCUUCCGACCCAGUGUUAAAUUGUCUUUGCGCUCCACUAAAUCUACGUCGCGAAUCGGCGUGUCGCCGGGAGCCGUCGCACCCAAAUCCGCAUCCCGAAGUCGCACAUCACCCAAGAGCCCACCAAAGCGCGCGCUGAGCAGCGCGUCUUCGUCGUCAGGAAACUCGGUCGCCUCGCCAAAUGGUUCGGAAGGGUCUGGCCAAGAGAACCUAAACGUGUUUCGCGCCCGCAGCCCAGUACGCCGAAGGAGCUUCGAGAAAGCCAAAAGUCGACACAGCAUGCACCUCGACAUGUCUGGCGCAUCGCUGCAGGCUAUGUCCCGGCUGACUGAUACCCCCGCUUUGAACCCAACCGCGAGCCCGCUUAAGCGGAGUGAUGCAACAAUGAAUCUGGACCGGAGGACGAGUCUCGGAAGUCCAAAGGCGAAGCGUAGGAGUUAUGGACCUUCUAGUUUUGGGACCGAAUUUAGCGUAUUCGACAACGGGAUGACACCAAGCUUCGACAUUCAUGAUGAGGCCAAUCGAGAGUACGACUGGAUGGGCUCCGGCAUACAGAACAUAAAUGAGCCGCUUUCAUCGCCCACACCGUCAGUGAUGCCAAGAAGAGCAGGCUCACUAAGAAAGUCUACUCUGCAACAACGACAUUCGGGGGAGCGCACCUCUUGGGGGCGACGCCACGCAGCUCAACAAUUAUCGCAGAUGUCUAAUGAUGUGUCGACGCCGGUAAAGAAUCGACCGCGACUAUCGCUGGAUCACUACAUGCCCCCGCCGCAACGAGACAGCCCGUUCGGUCACCAGGGUCCACUGUUGAAUGCAUCGGCCCAUCCAGUCAACCAACUGGCUCAUCAGCCGCAUCCGUUGUCGCGGACCAUGACGACGUCAUCCUCCAACUCCAGCAUCCCCGAUGAAUCGCCCACGCACUUCCCCGUCAUCAGUGAAAAGCCUAGAGCCCCGAUGAAUUGGUCAAAGAGCUUGCCUAUCGGUGCAGUGCGACCAACCGCUGAAAACCCGGGCCACAGCAUUGGAAGUGUUUCCACACCGGAUUAUAAGGCAGCAAAGCCGUUUCUGGGCGCAUUUGCUUCGACUGGUUUGGUGUCCAAGAUGAAUCGCAACCCAGAAUUGGAGCCAACUGUUCGUGGUGGAGUGGCCGUCCCAGAUACGCCGUGCAAGAAGCAAGUAAAUGGCUUCGCCACUUAUCCACCGCUCCCCGGCAGCGGUGGAAAAGGAUCUCGAGGAAGACACAACGUUAUCAGGCAUACUUUUGGCGCUCCAUCAACUCCCUUCAAUCCCAUGGCUGGUCAUGACGUCCAGAACACCUUCGGGGAACAUGCAAGCAGGCCGGGGCUUUUUAGUGGAUUUGGGUCAAAACAUGGUCGUAAGGGUAGCCUCUUGAGCCUGUACAGUGAUGAUGGCAGAAACUUGGUCGACACCACCGGCGACAGCCUCAUGACUUCAGAGGGAGACGCACCGCCGACACCAACGAAACAACAGAUCCUCGACCAGGGUUCGGUGAACCUGGAGCAUCUUACAAAUGACAGCCCUACGGCCAACCGCCACAUGCCCGCGCCAAUAUCAGCGAUUGGCGCUAGGUCUUGGCAGAAAGAUGCAGCACCAAGCUCGUCGCCUCACACACCUCAAGAGAGUCCGCCCGCACCUCUUGAUGCAAGUCGUUUGUCUAUCUCGAAUCCAACCGAAAUUUUUUUGUUUCCUACGAGCAGUGUGAAGAAGUCGAUAAACCCGCCUGCUACACCAACUACACGACAUGAAGCGUUUCCACUAUUUGGUGACCGCCGUGCCAUAACACCCACCAACGGCUUACUACCUCACGAAGUGGAUGCGUCGCUCCUUGAUAAAUUUGCGAAAGUUGAGCAUAUCGGCCACGGGGAGUUUUCCGAAGUCUAUAGAGUUGUGCAGCUGGACAAGGUUGCCCCGAAACAGCACAUCUUCUUCAGCACGCCAACACACCGUACACCUCCUUCGCCACCACCGGAUAAGGUUUUUGCAGUGAAGAAACUCCGAAUGCCCAUCAAAGGCGCAGGUGAUCGAGCUCUGAGAUUACGCGAGGUCGCUGCGUUGGACGCUCUCCGAGGUUCCGAGCACAUAGUGCAGCUCAUCGAUAGCUGGGAAGUCGAAAAUAGUCUCUACAUACAGACAGAGUACUGCGAAGAAGGGAGCCUGGAUGUUUUCCUGUCGGCCGUUGGAGUGAAAGGCAGACUGGACGACUUCAGAAUCUGGAAGGUCAUGCUCGAGGUCAGCCAGGGGUUGCAAUAUAUUCAUACCGCAGGGUUUGCCCACCUUGACCUAAAGCCCGCCAACAUUUUUAUCAACUUCGAAGGCACGUUAAAGAUCGGAGACUUCGGUAUGGCCACAGCAUUGCCUGCCGACAAGGGUCCCGACUUUGAAGGCGACCGGGAGUACUUGGCUCCUGAAGUUAUUCGUGGAGAAAUUGACAGGCCAGCUGACGUCUUUUCUUUGGGGCUCAUCAUGCUGGAGAUUGCAGCCAACGUCAAGCUACCUGAGAACGGAGCGACUUGGACAGCUUUGCGGGAGGGUGAUUUCAGAGAGGUGCCCAUUUUAACACAGGACGCGGACACAGUUUUGCGGGAUGCUACGGGCAUGCCGGUUGAAGAGACUGAGCGGAGUGUUGGUGUCAUGUCAGACGAUGGAGCGUCCAACAAGCACAGUCGCCGCACCUACCCGUUGCGUGGGGCUAAUAGACCAUCCGGGGACAUUUUCGGACUUGCCAGAAAGAGUGAGCUGCUACAGCCUCCCGACUUCAUGACAGAUGCUGCGAACUCGAAUUCCCUCGAUACCGUUGUGAAGUGGAUGCUUACAGCUGAGACGGUGUAUCGGCCAACUAUAGCCCAACUUUUGGCACUUGAUUCUUUGCACUGGGUCGCUUCGCGUCAACGUGCCGGGGCCACCGUCUUCGAAGGCAACUGGGGACCUUCUGAUGAGCAGCUGGAGCCCAUCUCGCUCGACACGGAGAUGACGGACGUCUAA